ACAAGUUAUUAGAACUGUGGUGUUUAUUGAUGAUUGUUGCAAUAUGCAGCAGAUAGAGGCAAAAAUGACUGCUAGUGAAAGAAAUCCAGGCAACAAGUUGCAGAAAAGCUACUUCGAUGUAUUGGGUCUUUGCUGUUCAUCAGAGGUUCCUUUGAUCGAGAAGAUUCUGAUGCCACUUCCUGGAGUCAAAGAUGUUACAGUUAUCGUCCCAUCCAAAACAGUCAUUGUUGUUCACGACACUCUCCUCAUCUCCCAGGUUCAGAUUGUUAAGGCACUGAAUCAAGCGAGGUUGGAAGCAAAUGUUAGAGUAUCUGGAAGUGGAGGGGGAAACUAUCAGAAAAAAUGGCCGAGUCCAUUUGCAGUUGCUUGUGGUGUUUUACUAGCGCUAUCAUUUUUAAGAUACGUGUUUCACCCCUUUCAAUGGGUUGCUCUUGGAGCGGUUGCUAUUGGUAUAUAUCCAAUAGUUUUGAGAGCUAUAGCGGCGAUCCGCAAUUUCACACUCGAUAUCAACAUUCUUAUGCUAAUUGCAGUCGCGGGAUCCAUUGUUUUGCAUGAUUAUUGGGAAGCUGGAACUAUCGUCUUUUUGUUUACAAUAGCAGAGUGGCUCGAGUCAAGAGCUAGUCAUGAGGCCAAUGUUGUCAUGUCAUCAUUGGUGAACAUAGUUCCUCAAAGAGCUGUAUUAGCUGAAACUGGAGAAGAAGUUAAUGCUGAUGAAGUGGAGGUGAACACUAUUCUAGCUGUGAAGCCCGGAGACAUUAUACCUCUCGAUGGGAUUGUAGUAGAUGGGAAAUGUGAAGUAGAUGAGAAAACUUUAACUGGGGAAUCAUUUCCAGUGGCCAAGCAAAAGGAUUCCACUGUUUGGGCUGGCACAAUCAACCUAAAUGGUUAUAUUAGUGUUAAAGCUACAACGCUAUCAGAAGAAUGUGUGGUGGCUAAGAUGGCAAAGCUUGUAGAAGAUGCUCAAAGCAACAAAUCCAGAAUUCAAAGAUUGAUAGACAAAUGUGCCAAGUACUACACACCAGCCAUUUUGGCUAUAUCAGCUUGUAUAGCUGUUGUUCCGGCUGCACUAAAAGUACAUAAUCGCAAUCAAUGGUAUCACCUGGCCCUGGUUGUUUUAGUAAGUGGAUGCCCAUGUGCAUUUAUUCUCUCGACACCAGUUGCAACAUUUUGUGCACUUUCAAAGUCAGCAACAUCAGGUGUUCUAAUAAAAGGAGCAGAGUAUCUUGAACUUCUGGCAAAAAUAAAGAUCAUGGCUUUUGACAAGACUGGGACAAUAACUAGAGGAGAAUUCAUGGUGACAGAGUUUCGAUCUCUCUUUGAUGGCGUUAGCAUGAACGCAUUGCUUUAUUGGGUAUCAAGCAUUGAGAGUAAGUCAAGUCAUCCAAUGGCAGCUGCACUUGUUGACUACGGACAUUCAUAUUUUGUUGAGCCAAAGCCUGAUAAAGUCGAGGAAUUUCAAAAUUUCCCUGGUGAAGGAAUUUAUGGGAAAAUUGAUGGUAAAGACAUAUAUAUUGGUAACAAGAAAAUUGCAAUGAGAGCAGGGUGUGCAACAGUUUCAGACUUAGAAGUUGAUGCUGAAGAAGGGAAGUCCAUCGGAUACAUAUUCUUGGAUUCGUCUACUGUUGGAAUUUUUAGUCUCUCUGAUAUUUGUCGAACUGGAGUCAAGGAAGCAAUCCAAGAACUAAAAUUAAUGGGCAUUAAAACUGCUAUGCUUACAGGAGAUUGUCAUGCAGCAGCUAAGCGUGCACAAGAUCAGAUAGGGGGUGCUUUAGACAUGGUACAUGCAGAACUUCUACCAGAAGACAAAGCAAGGAUUGUCAAGGAAUUUCAGAAGGAAGCACCUACAGCCAUGAUUGGUGAUGGCAUGAAUGACGCCCCUGCAUUGGCUACAGCUGAUAUUGGCAUCUCAAUGGGCAUCUCAGGCUCGGCACUUGCGAAGGAGACAGGGCAAGUCAGUCUAAUGUCAAAUGACAUUGGAAAGAUUCCAAAGGUUGUCCGACUUGCAAGAAGGACCCGCAGGAAAGUAAUCGAGAAUAUCAUUUUAUCAAUUGCUACCAAAGCUGCCAUAUUGGGAUUGGCCAUUGCAGGUCACCCACUAGUUUGGGCUGCAGUUCUUGCUGAUGUUGGGACUUGCUUGCUAGUGAUCUUUAACAGCAUGCAACUUCUACAAGGAACUCCAAGAUAUAACAGAAAAUAUUGGAAAUCACAUACUGCGAUACAAGCCGACAAACAUGGAUGCAGAACUACUGGUGGCUGCUCCUCCCUCACCCAUGAUCACCAAUCAUCUGGGAUUGAAACUCAAAAGAAGUGUAAUCCUCCAGAGUGUUGUUUUGUCCCUGUUAGCUUGAUGCCUUGUGCUAGUAAUUUGUGCUCAGAGUCAGAUGACAAGCAUGGUCAUUUACAUGAUAAUCACCUGCAUGAGGCAAAACACUGGGAUCAUGAAAAAUGUGACACGGAAACUGGGGAUCAUGAAAAAUGUGACAUGGAAACUCAGGACGAGGAAUCACACAGUGAACACAAUCAUGUUUGCUCUGCCCAUUCAAACUCUUGUAGGGAGGAUGAAUGCAUAAGCUCAGUUGAAAUUUGUGGUGGCUAUGAAGCAGGUGAUGAGAUCCAGGAAGCAAAAGACAGCAAGCAUCAGGACCCUAGCAAGAUCGAUCAUAUUCUGGGAUCACGGUGUGUUCACAACAGUUCUGCAAAACUAGGCCAAGAUAUGCCCGUAAAUAAUCACUGCCACAUGAACAGUUGUGCAGAAAACAACAUGGUCAAGAUUAGGUGCAGGAAGUCCCCGACAAAUGGCCAUCUUCAUUCUGAUUGCAAUCAGCUACAUAAAACCUUAUCAUCCGCUACUAGCCAUGUGGAAUGUACAUAUGUUAGGGCUUGCAAGAGUUUGAAGAAGAGACGGUUUGUAGCAUGUUGCAGGAGCAUUAGGCAGCAGUGCUGUGGCAGUAGUGGACAUUUUGGUUCUAGUUUCAGAGGAAGUUUACCUGAAAUCGUCAUUGCCUAG
Molecule: messenger RNA, 3007 nt
Organism: Ilex paraguariensis (yerba mate)
Lineage: Eukaryota; Viridiplantae; Streptophyta; Magnoliopsida; Aquifoliales; Aquifoliaceae
Source: the annotation of a GenBank genome assembly